This is a messenger RNA of Bradysia coprophila, 4470 nucleotides long. RefSeq lists its product as uncharacterized. The record is from RefSeq and is a predicted model, not a curated record. Lineage: Eukaryota; Metazoa; Arthropoda; Insecta; Diptera; Sciaridae.
UAGUGUUUGCGACUUGACAGUUUUAAUAUGAAAAAAAUUCAUUCAUGCACGUUACAAAAUAUAUCAGAUUUUAGUCAGUUGAAGAGCCUAUUAUGAAACGGCCGGUUAUGUCUUUGCUCGCGGACGAUUCGCAUACAAUUCGUCGAACCUUUGUUUCUUGAGUGACGAUAUUGAGAUAUGGUGUCUUAAUUGUCUACAAAAUUCUAAUCAAAAUCGAGUUUAUAAUCAAAAACAAAAUUUAGAAUUUAAUAUUCGACGACUGUGAAUGAAAUUGUGAUAUAAUCGUUGGUCAAUAUAGGAUUGGUUGGUUGUUGUUUAAACGCUUAAUAAGCAUACCAGUCUCAGAUAUAUUAUUUGAAUUUUAACAUUUUGUUUAUUUAUUUUACUGGUUCCGCGAACCGCGAGUCUUAUGAACGGUUUUUUUUUUAUUUAUCUUUUUCCAAAGUACCCGAAUAACAAAAUACAUUCAGUGUCGUGGGUGAGGCAGCAACAAAAUAUACUUUCAGUCUUUUAUACAGUACAUAUCUUGCGACUAUAUGUUGCCAUAGUGCUUAGUAACACAUACAGGGUGUUUUUAGAGUAACCAUGGUCUAAGCAUUGAUUUUUAAAUAUUUGAAUAUUCCUUUCAUUACCAAUGUCCUUUCGACAAACGAAUGCAUACUGGUAACGGUUCCAAAUUUUUGAUUGAUUUAAGAGAGCCCCCUGUAUCCAUGCCCAAUGAUAACACAUGAAGUUGUUAAAUCAAUGUUUCAAAUUAUAUCAUCAAGUUCAGUGUGUUACAUUGUAUACUAACCAUAGGAUAAUAUAACGUUUAGUGUUAAAUCGAUAAAAGGAUAUCGUGCGACUGGUGCUUUGUGUAACGAAUGGUUAUUGUGUGUUUAUCUAUAAAAAACAUAGUCUGAACCAUGGUGAAAUAUGAGUAUGAACAAGAAUAAUACGUACUAAGUUUGCACGAACCAUUUUUUUUUAUUAUUAGUUGACUCUCAAAGGCAAAAAAAUUUAUAUUCCAAGUGAUGAUCUAAUCCAGCAGACUCAAGUUGGCGAAAUAUUCAAAUGUCGCACAAAAUAUUUGCCAAACAAAAAAAUUGCUUUUAUGGUGCCUGCAUUUACAUGUGAAUAAGUGAUUUUGUGACUUUGUGAUUUGAAUAAAUUGCAGAAAAACCUGAUUAUGGAUACCUGUGAUUCGCCGAUCGAAGAGAUCAUCAUUGAUUAUCUACCUGAGCAAGAUGCUCAAGAUGAAGACCUGCAUUCCUGUCCAAUAUGUAAUCGGAAAUUUCGAUCCGACGUCUACCAAAAACAUGUUUCAAUUUGCGAAAAAACUGCGGCGAAGAAGCGAAAGACAUUCGACUCUUCGCGACAACGUCGUGAAGGGACAGACAUGGCAUUAUACUUGCCGAAAAAUUUUGGCCUUCCAGAACCUAAAGAGAUAAAAAGUCCGAUAGCAGUCAAAGAGCACACUCCCCCAGCAAAGGCCAGAGUAGAACCCACGCCAUUUAAGCGUGAUCCAAUUCGACAAUCGAAACGAACCGCACAGCCCGUAUCAGAACAGUGUCCACAUUGUGACCGGUGUUUCGGUGUGAAAGCUUUUGAUCGACAUGUCGAAUGGUGCGAAAAGAAAGCUCGGCUCAAUAUCCAUUCGACACCGAAAUCCGUCAAUGUUGCUAAAGAAAAACUUGAAGCUCGAACCAAAUAUAAACCGCCAUCGCUGAAAAACAAACGUGAUUUAAAUCGUGAAAAAUACUCAGGAGAAUUAAGUUGUGGCACAUCAAUGAAUAGCAUUUUAUCGGAUUCAUUUUCGAUUGGGAAGCGAUCUAAGUCGAAUUCAGUUGAACGAGAAAGAAAAUCGAGUGUGGCAUCGAUGACGUCUUCAAUUACGAGUGAUUGCGGAUACGAUCCGUUCAUCUCAGCCAAACGACAAUUGGAAGAGCUCUUUUCGCCAACUCAUCCGAAUAGUUCGACAACAUCAACUUCGAAUAAAAGCAGCACAAUGUCCUCAUCGCUAACCCUUAAAUCUCCCUUAAAUUCCUCCAAUUCCGUAACUCCAAUCAAAUCCACCUUCCGCCGUACCUCUUCCUUACGAGUACCGAAAAAAACUCCGAAGCCUCUACUCUACAUACCAACAUACAAACCAACAACAACUAUUCAGCGCGGAAUUUCCGACGAAGGUCCGAUUUCGUCGAACUUUUUAAAACCAGAAGAGUACGAUGAACUUCCGGUCAAGGGCCACGCGAAUCAUACACCUCCUGAUAUAAUACCAAGGCCAGUGUCUCGAUCAUCUUCUAGAUCAAGGGAAUCAUCACCGGUUGUGGUUGUGAAAAGGGACCAGAACGCCAACAUAAAUCGGCGAAACUUAAAACUGGAAAUAGUAAAGCCUAACAGUCCGUCCGAUUAUCCUUUGUCGAAGACCGAUAGUCUGGCAGUUUUUCUAAAAUAUGAGAACGAUUUGAGCUGUUCACCUGGGUUGAGUGAAAAAGAACUGAAGGACAAAAGUAACAGCCUCAACAAGCAGACAGCACUAAAAAAUUCUUUUGCGGAAUUGCUGGAAAGUAAAAUUGAUAGAGGUUCUGUGUCACCACCUCCUCCAUCCGAACAAGUUUUCGCUUCGAAAAAAUACAGUUCCAUAAAACUGGAGCCUCUGAGCCAUACGUUCGUCGAACGCAAUCAAAAUCCCACAGCCGCAAAGCUUUCACAGAAUGCGGACGUAGAAAACAAUUUCAUCGAUCCGGAUCUGAUAAAUGAUUGUGAUAAUUUGUCCGUGUCUCGCAUGAUUGAAUUACCAAAAACAAAAUCGUCAUCUGACGUAGCCGAUAGCAUUGUCAAUACAAAAUCGUCAGACAGUGUGAACAGUAACAAAAUUUUGAAUCAAAGGAAUUCUUGCGAAAAGCGAACACUCAAGCGAUCCUUAAAAUUGAACAAAGAAAACUUUCUCUACGACACAUCACCAGUGUCCAAGGAUCCUCCAUCACCUUUUCCCAGCAGAGAAAAAAGUCAAGAGGUGAUUUCGCCCCCUCCUUUGCGCACUUCAGAGUCAUUCAAUAAAUUGCGCAACAAUGAGUGCAUCGAUGCGUUGUUCGAUGAUUUUGAUUUCGAUGAAUUCAUUUCAUCGUUUGAGGAUGAUGAACAGUAUCCGAUUUUCAAGGGAUACAAAGAGAUGAUGAGCAAUCGUUCGUUGAAUAAAUUAAAUAAAUCCGAUUCUAGUAGCGCCAGUUCAACAACGUCCGUUGAGAGAAGCGAACACAAUUCUGAAGAGAUGACUAGUCCCAAUGUAUGUGAUAAGGGUGAUGGCUUAACUCCACUGACCAAAAACAAAUCCUAUCCGAAAUUUGAUUAUCCUUCGCCGGAAAUGUCUCGCCAUGAUGCGACACAGAUGGUUGACAGUGAAACACAAAUGACGCAUCGAGAAAAUUAUGCCGACUCCGUUUCGAAAGCCGAAAGAGACCUGUUGCAGAGCGUUCAAGAACUGGAUGCCAUGUGCGAAUCAAACAUACCGAAAACCGUUGAUUCUGACGAGAAUUCCAGCGGCGAUCGAGCUCGACGAUCGCUUGACUCAAAAUUGGGUGGAGGUGAUUCUGCCUAUUCAAGUUUAUCAAGACAUUCCCAAUUCGAACGCAUUAGCCGCGAGCAACCGUAUCGUCAACGACAACAAGUCUUUCAAAUUCCCGAUAUUGUAACAUCGAAGCGAAGUCCAUACCAGACCACGUCCAUCGAUAAUACAAUGAAGCGUCAACUGUCCCACAGCCUCAGCUCCAGUGGCUCCGAAUCCUCUUUGCCACCAAUUGUAACCAGAAAAUCACACGAAAUGCACAACAAUAACGGCUUCAAAGAGUCAUCCAAACGAACUGAUGAAAUGCACAGCAAUAACGGCUACAGCAAGGAGACGAUCAUCCGUGUGUCGAAAUUUUGCCAUAGCUGCGGCAACCGGUUCACAUUGGAGCAGGCAAAGUUUUGCAUGGAAUGUGGGGUGAAGCGUUUAGUUUUAGAUUAGGAUGUGGCGAUGAGAAAAACCCAUUGACUGAGAGAAUUUGUCAAUCGUCAACAGCAGGAGAGAAACGACAAAGAUUAUUAUUAAUUGCAGCUGCAAUGUUUGUAGGUUUUUUAUAAGCGGAACGAAGAGGAAGGAAGGAAACAACAUUAUUUUUGUGUAUUUGUUAUAAUUUUACAAAUUAACGAACUAAUUCUGGUCAAUUGAAUUCUAGUUGUCUUAUACUGUUAUGUUACUUAAUUUCCAUUUCGCUUGUCGAGUUAAGGGGGAAAUAGCGACGUACGAUUCGGUUUUACUAUUUCGCUGAUUUUCGAAAAAAUUUGUUGUGGUUUUACUUAUUUUGUUUCUGUUUUGUUUAGUCAACCCAAUACAUCUAAAGCAAGAAAUCAAAAUUCAUUGUAAUCUUACUUAUACUUAAUACCACUACUAUGUAACUAAUUAACUGAUUGGAUUAAUUUACCAUUAAUAAUAACAUGACAAAUAAAAUU